Messenger RNA from Gaeumannomyces tritici R3-111a-1, 2076 nucleotides. Its product is annotated as pescadillo. Gene Ontology annotation, molecular function: RNA binding. The record is from RefSeq and is a predicted model, not a curated record. Gene Ontology annotation, biological process: maturation of LSU-rRNA from tricistronic rRNA transcript (SSU-rRNA, 5.8S rRNA, LSU-rRNA); ribosome biogenesis. The transcript has a single exon. NCBI's taxonomy places the organism in Eukaryota, Fungi, Ascomycota, Sordariomycetes, Magnaporthales, Magnaporthaceae. Gene Ontology annotation, cellular component: nucleolus; PeBoW complex. Bases 1 to 2076 code for a protein of 691 amino acids.
AUGGGCCGACUAAAGAAAAAGGGCGAGGCGGGCGCGGCCAAAAACUACAUCACGCGCACGCAGGCGGUGCGCAAGCUCCAGAUCAGCCUCCCCGACUUCCGCAAACUCUGCAUCUGGAAGGGCAUCUACCCGCGCGAGCCCCGGAACCGCAGAAAGGCCAGCAAGUCGGCCACGGCCUCGACCACCUUCUACUAUGCCAAGGACAUCCAGUACCUGCUGCACGAGCCGCUGCUGGCCCGCUUCCGCGACCAGAAGGCGCUCGAGAAGAAGAUCUCGCGCGCCCUCGGCCGCGGCGACGUCUCGGACGCCAAGCGCCUCGGGGGCAACGCCGCCCGCCCCGAUAAGACGGGCCGCCCCGCCUACACGCUCGACCACGUCAUCCGCGAGCGCUACCCGACCUUUGUCGACGCCCUCCGUGACCUGGACGACUGCCUGUCCAUGCUCUUCCUCUUCGCCAACCUGCCCUCCACCUCGUCCGUGCCCGCAAAGAUGAUCGCCCGCUGCGAGAGGCUGUGCCUCGAGUUCCAGCACUACCUCAUCGUCUCCCACAGCCUGCAAAAGUCCUUCCUCUCCAUCAAGGGCAUCUACUACCAGGCCAGCAUCCAGGGCGAGGACGUCCUGUGGCUGGUGCCCUACAAGUUCAACCAACGCGUCUUGGGCGACAUCGACUUUAGGAUCAUGGGCACCUUUGUCGAGUUCUACAUGACCCUGCUCGGCUUCGUCAACUUUAGGUUGUACACCUCGCUCGGCCUCAAGUACCCACCGAAGUUCGACCCGACCAAGGACGACAUGUCGGCCGAACUGGCCGCAUUCACACUGGAGGGCGCCGGCCUGGCAUCCAAGUCUGCACUGCCGGCAGCCGCCGCCGCCGCCGCCGCCGCCUCUGACGCCGCCCCCGACCCCAAGCUCCAGGCCAAGGUCAACAAGCUCGUCAAGGAGCUGAAGAAUGGGGAGGACGACGGCGACAAGCCUAAGGCUAUCACUGAUGGCGAAGAAGAGGCCGAGAACGAGCAGUCGACCGAAAUCGACAAAUUCGAGCCGGCUGCCCCGGGCGGCGACGUCCUUCUUCAGCCGUCCUACAGCACUUCGGACCCGUCGGCCCUGUUUGCCAACUGCACCAUCUUCCUCUCGCGCGAGACGCCGCGGCAGGCGCUCGAGUUCAUCCUGCGCGCCUUUGGCUGCAAGCGCAUCGGCUGGGACCAAGUUCUCGGCGACGGCGCCUUCACCACGAACGAGCUGGACCCGUCAAUCACGCACCAGAUUGUCGACCGGCCCAUCGUGGAAGCGGCCCAGAGCGAGGGCUCCGAAGACCAGGAAAUGGGCGAGGACAACCAGACUUCCCAAAAGGUUGGUCCGAACCGAAGGGUGCCGGGCAGGAUAUAUGUCCAGCCUCAGUGGGUCUGGGACAGCAUCAACGAGGAGGAGCUUAAGGAGCCAAAUCAGUACGCCCCCGGCGCCCAGCUGCCGCCACAUCUGAGCCCCUUUGUCAAGGCCCGUGCAGGCCAGUACGAUCCCACCGUCCCACUCGAGGAGCAGCAGACCGAGGCCGAGGCGCUCCAGGACAGUGACGUCGAGGGCGAGGAAGAGGACGAGGAGGCCGACGAGGCGUCAGAGGUCGAGGAUGACCUCGCGGUCAAGGCUAUCGAAGAUGGUGAGAUGGCUGUCGCUGGCUCCUCAGACGAAGAAGACGAAGAGGAGGACGACGACGGCUUUGGUGGCUUCUCCGACGCCGAGGGAGCUGAGGAGGACGAAGAGGACGAGGAAGAGACGUCGGCGGCUUUGCAGCGCCAGCUGGAGCUGGAGGCCGAGUUCUCUGGAAAGUCGGUCAAGUCCAACGGCGCCAAAACGGCGGACCCCCAGGCCAAAGCCAAGCAGCAGGCGCGCAAGGCGCUCAGCCAGCGGGCCAAGGAGGAGGCCGAGGACCUGGAGCGGGCCAAGGGAAUGAUGAGCAAGAAGAAGCGGAAGCUCUACGAGCAGAUGGUGUACAGCAACAACAAGAAGGACGCCGAGUCGGAGAAGCUUAGGCAGAAGAGGAGGCGAAUCGAAAAGGAGAAGGCCAAACAGGCCAGGCCGUAG